This is a messenger RNA of Tigriopus californicus, 1250 nucleotides long. RefSeq names its product probable phosphatase phospho1. The transcript has a single exon. The coding region runs from base 260 to 997 and encodes 245 amino acids. Gene Ontology annotation, molecular function: phosphatase activity. The record is from RefSeq and is a predicted model, not a curated record. Lineage: Eukaryota; Metazoa; Arthropoda; Copepoda; Harpacticoida; Harpacticidae.
CAAGGGCAAUUAAUGUUAAGCAACCGGUCUUUCCAUAGCGAGUAAGACAGAGCGCCCACAACGGCUUUAUCUGUUGGUGCUCUUUCCUCGAAUCAGCUGCUUGCCGAAUCCACUCUCUACAUCUACAUGCACAUACAUCCAGAAGGAAUAGUCUAACGUUCACAGUAAUCAUCGUUCAUUGAGCUCCUCACUGUGGAGAUAGCGUUCAAAGCAUCAUUUCAGCACUCAUAUCUUAGUUCUGAAGCAGUGCUUGUGAAGGAUGAAGCAAGUUCAAGGCGUGUUAGCUUUCGACUUUGACGAUACCCUGAUCACCAAUGUCCCGGAAGAGACAAUUCUCCGAUGGUGUGCCAAGUUCACAGAGCCUGGGGAUCUACCCAAACCAUCCAUGUACAUGAAGGACAUUGUUGACUAUCAAAACGACGUCUUCAGCCUAGUCUUCAAAAAGGGCAAAACCAUUCAGGAUAUCUUAAACCAAGUAGAUUUCAAGUACAUGUCCCCAGGAAUGAUCCCGCUUAUAGAGGAAGUGAGAUCACGACUGGGCUUCAAAAUCAUGAUUGUAACUGACAAUAAUUCGGUGGUAUUGGAACAUUCGUUGAAAAGCCUCGGUGUUGCUCACCUAAUUGAUGAAAUUGUGGUCAAUCCAGCAAAGAUUAACCCUCAAGGCCAACUUGUCGUGUCACCAUGGCAAAUUCAAGAUCAUUGCCCACUAAGCUUUAGAAAUCUUUGUAAAGGACAGGCAUUAUUUGAAUACGUGGAAAAACUAGAGAAGAAUAGUGGACGGAAAGUGGAUUUCGUCGGAUAUUGCGGAGACAAUCGGAACGACGUAUGCCCUGCCUUAAGGCUUAGAGCGGGUGACAUUGUAUUCCCACGGGCAGGGCAUCCUUUGGUUCAGUUCCUGGAAGACAAACAGUCAGAGAUGAAGGCCGAUAUCGUCCCAUGGUCCACGGGGCAGGAUAUCUUGAAUGCCAUUGACGCGAAAUUGAAAACUCUCUCAUGAUUUCUGGCAACCAGUUGGUGUGUACACUCGUGAGCAUACGCUGAUCUUCACCGGCUCUUGUGAAAUAAGAAACAACACAACCUCUUAAAACUCUUCGGCGAAAAGUGAGGGGGAACGAUGAGAGCGUAAAGAUUGAGGCCAACAACAUUACCAACAUAUAUAGCCUUAUUGAACUUAUUAACAUCACGAAAGAUUCGUUGACCUUUGACUUUUAAUUAUGUAAUUCAAAAAGAGAAAAUGAUGCCCUGCAUUA